CGUCGUCGUUUCAGUUUCAGUUUCAGUUGGACUGGCGUCGAGUUUGAAAGCUCUUUUUCUCUUGUUUGGAAAAGCCGGCACUUUUUCCUUGCGUUUGAGAUUUUCCCUUCAGUUUUUCCCGCCACUUUGCUUCGGGCUGUUGGUGCUGCUGUGAAAAAUCGUUCAGAAUUUGCGCGUUUUGAGAACGUCGGCGUGACGCAGAUUUGGCGAAUUUCAAGUGUGAGAAGGUUGCAGCAUUCGACAGAGUAUUCGAAGUUUGUGUCUGGCCUCUGGUGACAGUAAUUGAUUGGGGAUUUUUUGUGACGACGAGAGAAAAACCGCCAAAUUGGUUGCGGUUGACCACCCCCCGAAGGCAAGUCAAAGUGGUUUAGCCGAAUUUUCGCAAAUUGGUCAUUGAAGUGAAAUUCAAAGAACUCGAAACGUAAAACCGAAGAAAAAAAAACGAAACAAAGUUCAAUUGAAAUUGAAGCUCGUUCAAGUGGCAAAAUGUAACUUUUCAGCGUCGAACAAAGCAAGAAGAGAGCAAAAUAAAUCGAAACAUCAAAAGUGUUUUUUUGCCGUAAGGUGAAAUUUUCUUUUCCGCUGGAAAUAGCUGAACGAGAAGAAUUCUCACGGCAUCGAAACAACAAAAACCGAAUAAAAAGUUACCAGGAAAGAGAAAAACAGGAAGCAAAAAUGUCGCCAAAGUUUGCUCGUGGUCCGACGGCGGCGUCAACGACAGCGGAGGUGAAAAUUCGAGCGUAAUUCCGCGGAAAGUCGCAACGGUUUUUCCAAGUGCGAAAAUAUCCCCCGUGGGCGCGUGCACAGCAAACACCACCAGGAAUUCACCGAGCCACGUGUUGGAUUGUUUUGGAUUACGGGGAUUUUGGAGAAAGUUUGUGUUUCGAGGAAAGCUGAUUGUAAAAUUUAGUGUUAAACUUAUGUGAAUGAAAAUAAACCUCGUUUGCUCACGAAAAUCAAGUGUCAAAUUAGAGAAAUAUUAGUGAAGUUAAAAAAAGUAGCGUAAUUGUGUAACCAGUGUCAUCCUCAAGUGUCAACUAACGACGUACCCGAAACAUAUUCAUCUUUUGAUACAAUAAACACCUUUAUAGUACCGGCAAUAACCACGUGUAGAACAACAGGAGGGCUUCCAGUGAACGAGAAAGAAAAGAAAGAGCGGGCAGAUCACGACAAAAAAGCAAUACUUGUGGGAUAUAUUCAAACUUUAGAUGAGAAAUAUACCGAAAAGCAUCGCGAUGAAGCUAUCCGAGAGCAAGUCCGACACGUCGAUCAUUGCCAACCUGUACAAAUCGAUCAACAACAACUACCGGCGGCUGUCGAACACGAGCAGUCUGCUGCACCGGAUCCCGGACAUGGAGAUCCCGGCGAUGAACAUCGCGGACGAGUACGACAUCGAGAAGACGAUCGCGGAGGGUUGCUUCGCGAAGAUCUUCCUGGCGCACCACCGGCCGACGGGGACGACGGUCGUGCUAAAGGCAAUACACACCGAGUUGACCACGUUGAAGGAGUUUAUCAAGGAGUUUCACUACAACUACCAGCUCAGCCACCAUCCGAACAUUCUCAGCUGCUACCAGGUCAAGUUCCAGACGAGCGAGUAUUACGUGUACGCGCAGGAGCACGCACCGUUUGGCGAUUUGGCGGCGAACGUGGGCGCGAACGGACUGCAGGAGUCGAGCUGUAAGAAGAUCGCGGAGCAGUUGAGUUCGGCGUUAGGGUUCAUGCACCUGAAGGGACUGGUUCACAGGGAUCUGAAGCUGGAGAACAUUCUGGUGUUUACGCCGGACUUUUCGCGGAUAAAGCUGUGCGACUUUGGGACGACCACCCGGGAGGGCAUUUUAGUGAGUAAGAACAACAAAACGUGGAUAUCAUUCCUACCGCCAGAAGUAUUAGAGGUUGUGAAGAACGAACGGUUCAUCUGCAAGGCGUCGUCCGACUCGUGGCAGUUCGGGAUGGUGCUGUACGUGUGCUUGAUCGGAUCUACGCCGUGGAAGUCGGCGGACUGGGUGCGGGACGCCAAGUACGCUGCCUUCAUGAAGUACCAGAAGCGGGAAACGACCAAAAUUCCGGACAACUUCCGACGGUUCUCGCCGCGCCUGUUGCGAGCAUUCCGGCGAUUCUUCGACCACAUCGAGGAAGAUCGGGCCAAAGUGAGUGAUAUCAACAAGUACAUGAAGAAUCGGUGGGUCGACACGAAGAUAACCACGUCCAAGUCCACGUCAAACAUCGCGACCAACCUCCAACCCCAGGCGUACUCCGACCAGGACUCGGUCAAGUACAUCAACCACCGCGAGAGUCGGAACUCGUUCGACGGCCGACUCCGUGCCCGGCGGAUGACCAGCGUCGGCGGCCUCACCCCCGAACCAACGCCCGUGUUCACCGGUGUCGACCCGGAAACGGCACGGAACAAGGUGUGGGAUUGGCUCGAGUCCAACGAUCUGAACCGCCACGACAGCCAGGACGACGUGGUCGAUUUCUCGUUCUGGAGCAAAAGUGAGUCCAAGACGUACCAGUACGCCAAGCGGGAAUCGAUAAUCGGAGCGACCUCGACGACGACGGCCAGUUUGGCGGUCACGAGGGAAGCCAGCAACGCCAGCAGUGUCCAGCGGUAUAAAUAAAUCCCGAAGAAGCUCCAAUUACAGUCCCAACCGCGUUUCCCCAAAGAACCACGCUGAUCCAGUAACCUCGAAACGUACCUCGUGUCGUGUCGUGUAGACCAACUAGCAUCACCUCCAUCAUCAUAAUCACCACCACCAAGAGAGGCAGAGAUGUCGAUACCUCUGUAUCUGUUCCUCAACUAUACACACCCACAGAACAAGAAAGAAAAAAACAGGUCCCACUUCAGUCGUCUUCGUCGUCGUCGUCCGGUAGAACAUAGGUAGUACAUGUGAUUAUAUUAAUUAUAUGUGUGAUAAAAGUGAGAUGAACAAAAAAUAAAAGUUAUGUCUGCGCGA
Messenger RNA from Culex pipiens pallens (northern house mosquito), 2951 nucleotides. RefSeq names its product serine/threonine-protein kinase meng-po (gene meng). Gene Ontology annotation, molecular function: protein serine/threonine kinase activity; ATP binding. Gene Ontology annotation, biological process: peptidyl-threonine phosphorylation; peptidyl-serine phosphorylation. The record is from RefSeq and is a predicted model, not a curated record. NCBI's taxonomy places the organism in Eukaryota, Metazoa, Arthropoda, Insecta, Diptera, Culicidae. The transcript is spliced from 2 exons. Bases 1209 to 2615 code for a protein of 468 amino acids.